Molecule: messenger RNA, 948 nt
Organism: Penicillium riverlandense
Lineage: Eukaryota; Fungi; Ascomycota; Eurotiomycetes; Eurotiales; Aspergillaceae
Exons: 4
Coding region: 1-948 (315 amino acids)
Cellular component (GO): cytosol
Molecular function (GO): aldose reductase (NADPH) activity
Source: RefSeq, a predicted model, not a curated record
AUGGCGUCUCAGGCCCAAAAAACUUUCAAGCUAAACAACGGUGCCCAGAUCCCUGCUAUCGGACUGGGAACGUGGCAAGACGAGGCUGCUCAAGAGGCUGCGGUUCUUGUAGCUCUCCAGGCCGGCUAUCGCCACAUAGACACCGCGAGAUGCUACGGCACUGAGCCAAGUGUGGGAAAGGCUAUCAAACAGAGUGGUGUGCCGCGGAGCGAGAUUUUUGUUACUAGCAAGCUGUGGAACAACAAGCACCAUCCUGACGAUGUUGGUCCGGCGUUACAGCAGACGUUGGAUGACUUGGACCUCGAAUAUCUAGAUCUUUUCCUGAUGCACUGGCCCGUCGCCUUCAAGCGUGGAGAUGAUCUUUUCCCUUCUGAUAAGGACGGCAACUUGAUAACCGAAGACAUCGACUAUGUCCAGACCUAUAAAGCGAUGGAGGCCCUUGUCAAGUCUGGAAAAACCAAGGCUAUUGGGAUUAGCAAUUUUUCAAAGAAGGAAGUCGAGCGCAUUCUCGAGAAUGCAUCUAUUGUUCCAGCAGUCCACCAGAUGGAGUUGCACCCAUGGCUGCAACAGAAAGAGUUCGCGAAGUUCCACCAGGAGAAGGGUAUCCAUGUGACUCAAUACUCGCCAUUUGGUAACCAGAACGAGAUUUACGGUGGUCGUGAGGAUCACGGCCAGCUAGUGAAUGAUGAAAAGCUCGUCGAGAUUGGGAAGAAAUAUGGCAAAACCUCAAACCAGGUUGCCUUAGCCUGGGGUAUCUCCCAUGGACGUUCCGUUAUUCCCAAGUCCAAAUCGCCAGAGCGAAUCGCCCAGAACUUCGACAUUGCAUUCAAGCUAGACGAUGCGGAUAUCCAUGAGAUCGAUAAUCUUGAUAAGAAGCUUCGCUUCAACGAUUCGAGCAAGGACUUUGGAUAUGAGCUCUUUACAGACCUUGAUGGCAAGCAGAAAUAA